Messenger RNA from Staurois parvus, 719 nucleotides. NCBI's taxonomy places the organism in Eukaryota, Metazoa, Chordata, Amphibia, Anura, Ranidae. The record is from the annotation of a GenBank genome assembly.
GGGUCCGUGGAUCCAGCUGGUCUGUGAGGGAUUGCUGACCUGAUAAUAAACAUGGAAGUGUCUCUUGAAGUUCUGCUGUCUACUAGCAUCAAGAGGAAGAAGCCCUGCGCAAGUCUUUGCUGGUUGGGGCAGGAAAAGGAAGCUGUUUUCCUGGUGGAUGAGAAUCGUAUCCGUGAGGUCAGCCUGCGCUCGGGCAAUGUGAAGAAGCCAUUACUUAAAAAAAGCAGAAUUGUGACCCUUGCUACAUCUGCUAAUGGAGCCUGGCUGGCUGCUUUGAAUGUCUCUGGGGAACUAUCACUAUGGAGUAAGGACCUGGACUGUUGCUCACAGUUCCAGCUAUUGCAGACAUCUCCCAGCUGAUUUCACUUGCACAAGAAACCUUGUUGAAGCUGUACCUGUGUGUGUCAGAAGAUGGCAGUAGGGUACUCAUGGCCAAUCACACAGGAUGUGUGUACCUGUGGGAAAAACACAGAGGAAAAGAAUCGGCCAAAUCCUCCGAAAACCAGGACCCUUUCAGGCCGGUGGACUAAAAUUGAACCUCAUGAUGCGGUUGUGUUUCCAAGCACAGAGGAUAAAGAAGCGACAGUCCAUGCCAUGUUUUUAAAGAGCCAGGUGUUGGGAGACAGCUGUUUAUGUACGUUUGUCUUCUACUCUGGAGCCCAUCUCAUGAUGACAUUUCUUUCUCUGCGCUGGCUUGAGGGUGAUCAAAAGUACAAUAG